This is a messenger RNA of Lingula anatina, 3518 nucleotides long. Its product is annotated as apoptosis-resistant E3 ubiquitin protein ligase 1-like. The record is from RefSeq and is a predicted model, not a curated record. Gene Ontology annotation, biological process: negative regulation of apoptotic process; ubiquitin-dependent protein catabolic process; protein polyubiquitination. Lineage: Eukaryota; Metazoa; Brachiopoda; Lingulata; Lingulida; Lingulidae. Gene Ontology annotation, molecular function: ubiquitin protein ligase activity. Gene Ontology annotation, cellular component: cytosol; cytoplasm.
AUCCUUGUUUUAGUAGCCAUCAAUAUUUUUAUUUCCGGUGUACACACUACACCGAUGACAAGUAUUGUUACAACACCAUAAUGAAUAAUUUCGCAGAAUUUUCCGGAUGAUAGACAUCGAAAAUGGCAGUUUCUGUCUCCAAAAUACUCCAGUUUCUUGCCAUAUUUUUUGCAAUAUUUUUGGGUUACUGGGCCUACAGUAGAAGUCAACCGGAGCGGGAACAUAAACGGAGGAUCAUCGAAUGGAUUGAAGAGAACCAACUAGAGCCUUUGGCCCCUGUCUUGGUUAAUACGGGCAACAAGUAUAUAGAAGAUUAUGCUACAUUGAGAAAUGUAAGACCGCACAUUCCACAUGUAUUAUAUGAGGAGCACAGAGCAAAACUGCUCAAAGCAGUACAUAGUCUCAGAGAGCAACUGUUAUUGAGACACUGGUUACAAGAAAAUGAUCUGCUCUGGUAUUUUGAGAGAUUAAAAGAGGAAGAAAUUUUAAGCUUGGCAUCACUCCUGAAAGCUGAGGACAUAGUGUUCCAGAGAUUAACAAGACAUGAUGUAACACUCAAAGAAUACUUCAGAUUAACAGAACAUGUUGAAAACCUCCGCAACAUAUUCAAAGGUGAUUCCUGUGAACAGUACAAAAAGAUUAAAUGGAAGGAGGUGGAGAAGAGUAAAGGCAAAAGUGUCUCCUAUGUCAAAAUAUCUGUUGUCAGCUUCGUAAUUGCUGGCGUCAUUACAAUACUGAACGCAUUGACUCAGAUUGUUGGAGUGGAUAAAACAUCACAAACUGCCACAAGCUCGAACCAGUCAAAAGUUGGGUUCUUUCAAGGUUUAACAAAAUGGCUAUCUUCACCAAGGGAAGAGAUUGUUUGGGGUUGGAAGGAACCUCAAGAAGUUGGGAAAAUGUUAUCAUUUCAGUUGAAGUUCUUUUAUGGAGGGAGGGUCUACCCAGUCUCAGACGCUGACAAUUUGUCUAUAGAAAUUGAGCACCAAAGUGACACACACUUCCCUCCAGUAACGUGUGCUGUUGAACUAGGACAUCCCGAAGUGCACAUCGCUUCAGUCUCCUUCACCGUCAGACGUGCUGGGACGUAUUAUAUCCAUGUAAAGCGCGAUGAUGUUCCCAUCAAAGGGAGUCCAUUUGAAAAGUUUUUCCAGUCAGGUCCUAUGAACCCAACCAAGACUAGAGUAGUGACCAACUGCCCUACAAUUGUUUGUACGCAGCACCAAAGAUAUACUCUUUAUGUUGAACCAAAGGACAGUUAUGGGAAUCUGUGUACACAGCUAGCAAUAGAAAAGCAACUGCAGCAAGAUAACUGUGGACUGCAAUUUAGCUUUAAAGAAGCUGGCACAGAUGAAGAUGCCCAAGUUCACACACAACUGCUGUAUGAAGCUCCUGUUGGUCUGCUGGCAGCUAAAAUAAAUUUCUACAGUCCUGGGUGUUUUACAGGCAGCAUUUCUUACCAAGACACACCAGUCUGUAACGGGGAGUUUAGUGUGGUGGUUUUGAAAGAAGAUGAAGCAGUCCUGGUUAAGAAAAAUAUUGAGAAAAAGAAAUACAAGUGCUAUUACGAGGCUCGUUUACUAAGUUUGUGCAAUGAGCGCUUUUCAAAGGCCAAAAAAGUUUACCUUUAUAUUUCACCCAGGACUCUGAAAGUUUAUGAAUAUUAUUUGAAGAUCAUCCCAAAAUUAAUCACUGCAUUUAGGGUGUGUCCAUCCACAAAGUUUUUGUUUGAUGGGAUGAACAAUCAGUAUGAUGCUCCUGUGUUUAUCAUAGAAGAUAGCACACAGCCCAAUGUUGAGCUUGCCAGUAAAGAUAGAAGCUUAAUUGUUGCCACUUUUACUAACCACCUUAUAAAGAAUAUUGGGGGUUCACAGUCUUUCAAAGAAAAACAAGAAUUUUUCUAUAGUGAAAUGAGAAGUCAUCAUCAGAAGCAUCAACACACCAAGGUGACACUCAAGAUUGACAGGAGUAACUUUUUUGAAAGUUCAUUUAAAGCCACAAAAGGGUUCAACAUUGCUGACUGGUGCAAGAAUUUUGAGAUUCAGUUCAUUGGGGAACAAGGUCUGGAUUGGGGUGGAUUGAGGAGGGAAUGGUUUCAUCUCUUGUGCAUUAACAUUUUUGAUCCCAGUAAAUCCAAGCUAUUCAGGAGAUUAAAGAAAGAUGACCCCCAGGGGCUUGUUCUGCCCAACCCAAAGAGGCCAGAAGACCUGAAGCUGAAAUACUAUGAAUUUGCUGGGAAAGUUGUGGGCAAGAUUCUGUAUGAAUCUGCCUUAGGAGGCUCUUACAAACAGCAAGUCAGUGCUAAGUUUGCACGGUCAUUCUUGGCUCAAUUGAUUGGGUUACGUGUCAAUUACAAGUACUUUGAACAAGAUGACCCAGAUUUGUACACCACCAAAAUCAAGUAUGUUUUAGAGAAUGAUCCUGCAGAUAUGGACAUGCAUUUUGUGGAGGAGGAAUACAAUGAGAAAAAUGAGCUUGAAAGGACAGUUAAUUUGAUCCCCAAUGGAGCUCAGGUGCCAGUGACCAAAGCCAACAGACACCAGUACUUGGAUGCUUUGGCACAAUAUCAGCUGGCAACUACAAUAAAGGAGGAAAUGGAAGCUUUUCUGAAAGGACUUAAUGACUUGGUGCCUGAUAACUUACUCAGCAUUUUUGAUGAAUAUGAACUAGAGCUGUUGAUGUGUGGCACAGGAUCAUAUAGCCUUGAUGACUUGAAAAAUAAUGUGAAUAUCUGUGGAAAUUCAUAUUCAUUCAACAGGACUUUGAAUUGGUUCUGGACCAUCAUUGGAAGUUUCACAACAGAAGAAAUGGCUCGUCUUGUUCAGUUCACCACAGGAAGUUCCCAGCUGCCACCUGGUGGAUUUGGCUCCCUUUCCCCAACUUUCCAAAUCUCGCCUGCUUUGUCUUCUGGAAGUUUGCCUACUGCUCAUACUUGUUUCAACCAGUUGUGCCUUCCAGACUAUGACAGCUUGGAUCAGUUCCACCAAGCUCUACUGCUGGCUAUUAAUGAGGGCAAUCAGGGAUUUGGAAUGAUCUGAUUCCUGUAACUGUUACAGUAUAUUUAUAAUGCAAAAAUGAAAUUACAAUGCAGAGAUUGCUGAAUAAGAUUUACUUGUAGGAGGUUGCAGAAAAAUGUAAAAAUUACUUGUGUUCAGAUUACUGUUAUAAUAAGUCACUGUUUUUAAAUAACACAAAUGUCAAAUGGUUAAAAAGAAUAGUCUCUAAGUGCAAAUAUACUCCAAUAUUUCUAUCAUUUAUUUUAAUACUAGGCAUACAUAUUCUGUAUUUUGGCAUUGUAAAAGCCAAAUUAUGUUUAAAUUUCAGAUUUUUAGACUUUUAUGUUACAAUUUGUUUUGCAAUAUAUAUGAUAUCAGACAAAAAUAGGAGUAAAAGUGUUUGUUAUCUGUGUUGAUCCCAUUUGUUCGCUCAGUAAUCUCUUGUCCUUUAGACAUUUUUCAAUUUUUAUUUUUGAAACUUUAUAAAUGUUGUGAAAUUGAUAUUUAUUUAUAGGUAUAAAUGCA